Messenger RNA from Cuscuta europaea, 1244 nucleotides. Lineage: Eukaryota; Viridiplantae; Streptophyta; Magnoliopsida; Solanales; Convolvulaceae. The record is from the annotation of a GenBank genome assembly.
UUGAUGUUCCUCUAUGGUAAAAAUUCGCCAACAAGUAUUGAAUUUUUGUAUGACACUAGUGUUUUUCUCUACCAUUUUACCACGCAGCCAGAUCUCACGAUUUCGAUAUCCGAUUUGGAAUUUCUGAUGUUGUGUUAUGCUCUGUGAUUUUCCUAAACUGGGUCAACUGGAAGGAGUGACGCGGUUGAGCUGAUGACUACCGCUUCAAUGGCGACUCGACGUUUCCUUACAUUCAUACUUUUCCUGAUCUUCUUGUUCGCCUCUCUUCUGGACGUCGUGGUUCACUGUAAAACCCUCAAGCGGGGGGAUUUGCAUAAUAACAAGCUGACCGGUCCAAUACCCCCUCAAAUUGGGCGCUUGAAGCAUCUUAAGAUACUUAACUUAAGGUGGAAUAAGUUUCAAGAUGUCAUUCCCCCUGAAAUUGGGGAACUAAAGCAGUUAACACAUCUUUACCUGGGCUUCAAUAACUUUAAAGGAGAAAUCCCUAAGGAGCUUGCAAAUCUUCCCGAGCUCCGUUAUCUUCAUCUCCAUGAAAAUCAUUUCACUGGACGAAUCCCGCCUGAGUUAGGAACUUUACAAAAUCUGCGACACUUGGAUGCUGGCAACAAUCGUCUGGUUGGGACAAUUAGGGAGCUCAUACGCAUCGAAGGAUGCUUCCCUGCUCUUCGCAACCUUUAUUUGAACAAUAAUUAUCUUACUGGGGGUAUCCCUUCUCAACUUGCGAAUUUCACAAACUUGGAGAUUCUGCACCUUUCGUACAAUAGAAUGACCGGUGUGAUACCAGUCAGCCUUGGCCAUAUCCCGAAACUAACUUAUCUUUAUCUGGACCACAACCAAUUUUCCGGGAGGAUUCCUGAUGCAUUCUACAAACAUCCUUUCUUGAAAGAAAUGUACAUUGAAGGAAACUCAUUCCGGACAGGUGUGGAUCCAAUCGGCAUCCACAAAGUUUUGGAACUUUCUGAGUUCUCAGACAUCGUAGUUUAGGACACAAAAUAAACAAAACACCGUACAUUGAUUAGAUGUUCAGCUUAAAUCAGCUAAUUUAGUCCUAUGAGCUAUCUAAGAUUCUAAGUGCCCCCAUUCUUUUUACUUGUAUGGUUAAAGUUUCUGUUGUGAACUUUAACCAUACAUCUUGGAAUACCUAAUAUUUGCUACAUGCAAGUAGUACAUCAGUUUCUAAUACUAGUAUUGAAUAAACUCAUUCUUGAAUCAUUUAAUAUUUUUCUUCAAGUAUAAACUCCGAU